GUGGAGUGGGAGAGGAGAACUAGGCGGCUGGCUCCCAGCACGCAGCCGCAGAGCAUCGCAGCCGUGCGCUACCCAGGCGCUGCGCACCUGACAGACGACCAGUUUGCCCGCCUGUCCGGAGCCCGGCUCGCAGGAGCAGCAUGGCGGGGUCGCUGCUGCUCCGCGGGUCGCGGGCCGGGGGCGUUGGCCUUCUGGUGCUGCUGCUGUUGGGCCUCCUUCAGCUGCCCCCUGCACUCUGUGCGAGGCCCAUAAAGGACCCCCGCAGCCUAAGCGCAGCAUCGCCAGCCAUUGCCGAGGCUGGAUCUCAGCGCCGCUUCCGCCGGGCGGCGCCCCGAGGAGAGGCGGCGGCGGGUGCGGUGCAGGAGCUGGCGCGGGCGCUGGCGCACCUGCUGGAGGCUGAGCGGCAGGAGCGUGCGCGGGCCGAGGCGCAGGAGGCCGAGGAUCAGCAGGCACGUGUCCUGGCACAGCUGCUGCGCGUCUGGGGUUCUCCCCGCGCCUCCGACGCGCCCCUCGGUCUGGACGAUGACCCCGAUGCACCAGCCGCACAGCUUGCCCGAGCUCUGCUUCGCGCCCGCCUCGACCCCGCCGCCCUUGCAGCCCAGCUUGUCCCCGCUCCCGUGCCGGCCGCUGCGCACCGACCCCGGCCCCCAGUCUAUGACGACGGCCCCACGGGCUCAGAUGCCGAGGAAACUGGUGACGAGACGCCUGACGUGGACCCAGAGCUACUGAGGUAUUUGCUGGGGCGAAUCCUCACGGGAAGUGCGGAGCCGGAAGCUGGGACCACCCCGCGCCGCCUUCGCCGCUCUGCCAACCAGGAUCUGGCUCCUGACGUUCCCCCUGAAGGUGUUCUUGGGGCACUGCUUCGCGUGAAACGCCUAGAGAACCCCCCGCCCCCGGCGCCAGCGCGCCGUCUCCUGCCACCCUGAGCACCGCCUGCAUCCAGCGUGCCCCAGAACCCAGGAGCAGGCCAGCUAGCCACCUGAACACCCCUGCCAGCACGUUGAGAGCUGCUUACCCCUCAACCCGCCAAACCCCCACCCCCUAGCCUUACAAUAACAAUAUCUGAAACAGC
Messenger RNA from Cavia porcellus (domestic guinea pig), 1072 nucleotides. It is a transcript of the gene Pcsk1n, whose product is annotated as proprotein convertase subtilisin/kexin type 1 inhibitor. NCBI's taxonomy places the organism in Eukaryota, Metazoa, Chordata, Mammalia, Rodentia, Caviidae. The transcript is spliced from 3 exons. The coding region runs from base 141 to 926 and encodes 261 amino acids. Gene Ontology annotation, molecular function: endopeptidase inhibitor activity. The record is from RefSeq and is a predicted model, not a curated record. Gene Ontology annotation, biological process: negative regulation of endopeptidase activity.